This is a messenger RNA of Tigriopus californicus, 2027 nucleotides long. Its product is annotated as elongation of very long chain fatty acids protein 4-like. Gene Ontology annotation, molecular function: fatty acid elongase activity. Gene Ontology annotation, cellular component: endoplasmic reticulum membrane. Gene Ontology annotation, biological process: fatty acid elongation, saturated fatty acid; fatty acid elongation, monounsaturated fatty acid; sphingolipid biosynthetic process. Lineage: Eukaryota; Metazoa; Arthropoda; Copepoda; Harpacticoida; Harpacticidae. The transcript has a single exon. The record is from RefSeq and is a predicted model, not a curated record. Bases 896 to 1744 code for a protein of 282 amino acids.
AUCGCCCUCUUGAAGGUUUGAGGGCGAGAAUUAAGCAUUCCGGUGACUUCACACAUCACUGUCCAUAAUUCGUGAUCACAAAGCUGUCUUUUUCCCUCUGGUUCUCUUUCUGGACCUUAACCAUGGGCUUUUUCGCUCCUUUCGCCAGAGACUCGAGAAUCCCAGUCCUGUGAGAUGCUCCUGGGGCUUGAAAUUGCCAUCUGAUACGGGUUGACACUGUCCUUGCCUUAAUGUGGGCGGACGACUGGAGCUCACGAAGAACAUUCCGAGCUUUCAUGAAAUUCGUCCCCUUGUCAAAGUAAAGGAGAUCGGGUUUCCCUUGUAGAUUGAUGAAAUUUUGGAGCGUAUUCAGGAAGCUGUGGGUGCUCAGUGACUUUCCCUAAAUUUCAAUCACUUCCCAUGGCCAAUCCGAACGAUUCAAAAUGUAUAAGUAAGUAAUUUACUUAACAAACUACGUUCCUAAGUUGUAUUUAGAAACUAAUGGUGUUCAAAUGGAGGAGCGUAUAAUGCAAACAAACAUGAUAGUGACGUCAAUGAGCUUUUAAAAGGAUGAAAAUAAGCUAAGUCUGAAUUGAAUUAUCAAACUUGUCCCAAAUAAUCAUGCAUAUUUCGAUUUUAGCGAUUUUUUUUGUGCAACCAGGAGACUAUAAUUGCCGUAAAUUAAGACCAUAUUCACGAGACCUCUAAAAGCAACAGAAAAGAUAUGCGAAGCGAACAUAAGAAAGACUAUUCUCAAAUAUUCUCAACCAGUCCCUCGACUACCAUCUAAGAGACAUACGUUACGAUGCAAAAAAUAGCUCUUGCGAACGAUGCAUAAAUGCAAAACAUUACUGCACUAUGCCCUUUUGGCGAUCAAUCGCUCAGCUGUGUCGGCCAAUCCCUCUAGCCUUGGACCAUGAACACAUUGGAAGCCGGAAUUGUCAUGGUGAACUCAACUUUGUCAAUCCCUGGGCAAUUUGGUCACAGGGCUAUAGAAUGGUAUUCCCACAUCAUGUCAGUGGCAGAUUCACGAGUGGAAAAGUGGCCACUAAUGAGUUCCCCAUUUCCCGUUAUUUUGAUCACGAUUGGUUACAUUUCUCUUUGUUACAUGGUUCCAAAGAUGCCCAACAAAGAGUACAUUAUAGUUUCAAAGCUGUUAUUGCCCUACAACCUGUUCAACGUUUGCCUCAACUUAUACAUCUUCUACGAGCUUUUUAAUGUUGUUCAACAUUACAAUUGGAUAUGUGAACCAGUGGACUAUUCUGAAAAUGAAAUUGCUCUUCGCGCUGCCUCCGCCUUGUGGUGGUAUUUCAUCUCAAAGUUAAUCGACUUCUUGGACACUGUGUUCAUUAUUCUCAGAGGAAAAACUCGCCAGUUAACAUUUCUUCACGUUUAUCACCAUUCUACGAUGUUUGUAUUGUGGUGGAUUGGCGUCAAAUAUGUCGCAGGGGGAUCGAGUGCAUUUGGAGCAUGCAUAAAUAGUGGAGUGCAUGUACUGAUGUACACAUAUUACGCAAUAUGUUCAAAAAAAACAAACAGUGUGGUUUUGGGAAUUUGCAAACGCUUCAAGAAGUAUUUGACAAUUCUUCAAAUGCUUCAAUUUGUUGCUGCCAUGAUCAUGGGAUUGAAUGCGUUACGUGUCGGGUGUCCCUUUCCUCUUUGGAUGCAAUAUGCCAUGAUCUUUUAUAUGGUCACUUUCUUAGCACUAUUUGGAAACUUUUAUAUUUCACGGUACACGCUUCAAAGAUAUGACAAGAAUAACUGAUUCCGUGUUUCUGUUUCGAUCUUUUCUAUUGUACAAGUUCUUCUAAUACAAUUUGAGUUGAUCCUGAUCGUUUUGAGACAAAAAAACGAAUAUUGCAAGUCUCUUGCUUUGACAUAUGAGUUCGAGGAUUGAAAUCAAGAUCAGUAGUAUCGUAAUUUUUUGUGUAUGAUAGACCAAGCUCUACAAUAUGUUGACAAAUCUGAUUCAUCUUUGCAUUUGGUUUACCAUAUUCAAAUUCCAGAAGGAAUGUUUCAAUAACAAAUGCAAUAAAGAUAUUUGACAA